GGGCCGGGCCCGAGCGGGGAGUGGGCGGUGGGUCGGUGCAGCAGCUCCGCCGCGGCUCCGCCACCAUCGCGGAGGUACCGUUGCUUCCACAGACGCUCGUGAGCAAGCCUCCGCGCUUCGGAGCCUCCUCAGCCUCCCGCACAUCCCGAGACGCUCGCCCCGCUGGGCCUCGGUCCCCGCCUCCUCCCCCGUCCUUUUCCCCUCUCGCUCCCCAUAUUGUCUCUGCCUCAUUUUCUCUCCUAGUUGAGGAUUAAAAAAAAGAAAAUCACCAUCAUCCUUAGGGAGCCCCCUCGCCCUCGGAAAACAAAACCAGACAUGAUCCUGGGCUCCCGCUUCUGAAAGAUCUGCCCGACCGAGGAGGAGGGAGCCUAGGUUCAAGUCGCAGGAAAGGUCACGGCAGGGAAGCCCCCUCAGCCCCUCCGCGUCGCCUCCCCGCGGGCCGCCCCUCUCGGCCCUGCGCCCCGCGGCCCCGCAGACUCCGCGCGGCCUCCCGCCCCAUCCCCGCCACUUUCCCCGGAGCUGGGCCGCGAACACCUCUCUGUUGAUGGUGUAGCGCUUUAGGGGAAGGAGGUGAUUGUCUAGGAGUAACUGUAUGUGCGCUCAGCACCGGGUCACAACCACCGUGGGAUCCACUUACAGAGAAGAUUUGUGGAGAGCUUCAGCCUGUUUAUGGUUUUACUGAGAAAGGAAUUGUGGCCGUUUGAUAUAAUUCUGGACGGAAGACCUCUUAUUUGUAUUACAUUGAAUUAGAGCAUUUUUGAAACGUUGGGGUUGUUGGAGUGGUUGGAUUUUCCCUGGAAUUGAGUGAGAAAUUCAGAAGACUGAAGCCCAGGCUUACUGUCUACCUUUCACGGAGGCCUAGCCGUGAGAGGACAGAAGAAGGCACGUGGCGAAUCAUGACAGCGGACAAAGACAAAGACAAAGACAAAGAGAAGGACCGGGACCGAGACCGGGACCGAGAGAGAGAGAAAAGAGACAAAGCAAGAGAGAGUGAGAAUUCAAGGCCACGCCGGAGCUGUACCUUAGAAGGAGGAGCCAAAAAUUAUGCUGAGAGUGAUCACAGUGAAGACGAGGACAAUGACAACAAUAGUGCCACCGCAGAGGAGUCCACGAAGAAGAACAAGAAGAAACCACCGAAAAAAAAGUCUCGUUAUGAAAGGACAGAUACCGGCGAGAUAACAUCCUACAUCACUGAAGAUGAUGUGGUCUACAGACCAGGAGACUGUGUGUAUAUCGAGAGUCGGAGGCCAAACACACCGUAUUUCAUCUGUAGCAUUCAAGACUUCAAACUGGUCCACAACUCCCAGGCCUGUUGCAGAUCUCCAACUCCUGCUUUGUGUGACCCCCCAGCAUGCUCUCUGCCGGUGGCAUCACAGCCACCACAGCAUCUUUCUGAAGCCGGGAGAGGGCCUGUAGGGAGUAAGAGGGACCAUCUCCUCAUGAACGUCAAAUGGUACUACCGUCAAUCUGAGGUUCCAGAUUCUGUGUAUCAGCAUUUGGUUCAGGAUCGACAUAAUGAAAAUGACUCUGGAAGAGAACUUGUCAUUACAGACCCAGUUAUCAAGAACCGAGAGCUCUUCAUUUCUGAUUACGUUGACACUUACCAUGCUGCUGCCCUUAGAGGGAAGUGUAACAUCUCCCAUUUUUCUGACAUAUUUGCUGCUAGAGAGUUCAAAGCCCGAGUGGAUUCAUUUUUCUACAUAUUAGGAUAUAACCCUGAGACAAGGAGGCUGAACAGUACCCAGGGGGAGAUUCGUGUUGGUCCUAGUCAUCAGGCCAAACUUCCAGAUCUGCAACCAUUUCCUUCUCCGGAUGGUGAUACAGUGACCCAACAUGAGGAACUGGUCUGGAUGCCUGGAGUUAACGACUGUGACCUCCUUAUGUACUUGAGGGCAGCAAGGAGCAUGGCAGCAUUUGCAGGGAUGUGUGAUGGAGGCUCUACAGAAGACGGCUGUGUCGCAGCCUCUCGGGAUGACACCACUCUGAAUGCGCUGAACACACUGCACGAAAGCGGUUACGAUGCUGGCAAAGCCCUGCAGCGCCUGGUGAAGAAGCCUGUGCCCAAGCUCAUCGAGAAGUGCUGGACCGAGGACGAAGUGAAACGCUUCGUUAAGGGACUCAGGCAGUACGGGAAGAACUUCUUCAGAAUUAGAAAGGAGCUGCUUCCCAAUAAGGAAACAGGGGAGCUGAUCACCUUCUAUUACUAUUGGAAGAAGACCCCCGAAGCAGCCAGCUCCCGAGCCCAUCGUAGGCACCGCAGGCAGGCCGUGUUCAGGAGGAUUAAGACUCGCACUGCGUCCACACCCGUUAACACACCCUCCAGACCCCCGUCCAGUGAAUUCUUGGACCUAAGUUCAGCCAGUGAAGAUGACUUCGACAGUGAGGACAGCGAGCAGGAGCUGAAGGGGUACGCCUGCCGCCACUGCUUCACCACCACCUCUAAAGAUUGGCACCACGGAGGCCGGGAGAACAUCCUGCUUUGCACCGACUGUCGCAUCCACUUCAAGAAAUACGGCGAGCUCCCGCCCAUUGAGAAGCCCGUGGACCCGCCACCGUUUAUGUUCAAACCCGUCAAGGAAGAGGAUGAUGGGCUCAGUGGGAAGCAUAGCAUGAGGACACGGCGGAGUCGGGGCUCGAUGUCGACACUACGCAGUGGUCGGAAGAAGCAGCCAGCCAGCCCUGAUGGUCGCACCUCACCCAUCAAUGAAGACAUCCGCUCCAGCGGCCGGAACUCCCCCAGCGCUGCCAGCACCUCCAGCAAUGACAGUAAAGCAGAGACAGUGAAGAAGUCGGCCAAGAAGGUGAAGGAGGAAGCCUCUUCCCCUCUUAAGAGUAACAAACGCCAGCGGGAGAAGGUGGCCUCUGAUACGGAGGAGGCUGACAGGACCAGCUCCAAGAAGACAAAAACGCAGGAGAUCAGCAGGCCCAACUCGCCAUCUGAAGGUGAGGGAGAGAGUUCAGACAGUCGCAGCGUCAACGAUGAGGGUAGCAGUGACCCCAAAGACAUCGACCAGGACAAUCGCAGCACGUCCCCGAGCAUCCCCAGCCCCCAGGACAAUGAGAGUGACUCGGACUCAUCAGCCCAGCAGCAGAUGCUGCAGGCCCAGCCCCCAGCCUUGCAGGCGCCCACUGGGGUCACCCCAGCUCCCUCCUCAGCUCCUCCAGGGACCCCUCAGCUGCCCACGCCAGGGCCCACGCCCUCUGCCACUGCAGUUCCCCCACAGGGCUCCCCCACGGCCUCCCAGGCCCCUAACCAGCCGCAGGCUCCCACAGCGCCUGUUCCCCACACCCACAUCCAACAGGCACCGGCCCUGCACCCCCAGCGGCCGCCCUCACCGCAUCCCCCACCGCAUCCCUCGCCACAUCCCCCACUGCAGCCUCUGACUGGGUCGACGGGCCAGCCCUCUGCACCCUCUCAUGCCCAGCCCCCCCUGCACAGUCAGGGCCCACCCGGCCCUCACAGCCUGCAGACUGGGCCCCUGCUGCAGCACCCAGGCCCCCCACAGCCCUUUGGCCUCCCUCCCCAGGCCUCCCAAGGCCAGGCGCCUCUGGGGACCUCCCCAGCAGCAGCGCACCCUCACACCUCCCUGCAGCUGCCAGCCUCUCAGUCAGCGCUGCAGUCCCAACAGCCUCCACGGGAGCAGCCCCUGCCACCAGCGCCCUUGGCCAUGCCCCACAUCAAGCCCCCGCCGACCACUCCCAUCCCCCAGCUGCCGGCGCCACAGGCCCACAAGCACCCUCCCCACCUCUCGGGGCCCUCACCCUUCUCCAUGAAUGCCAACCUGCCGCCCCCUCCAGCCCUGAAGCCCCUGAGCUCCCUGUCCACACACCACCCCCCGUCGGCUCACCCCCCACCCCUGCAACUCAUGCCUCAGAGCCAGCCAUUGCCCUCCUCGCCCGCCCAGCCCCCCGGACUGACCCAGAGCCAGAACCUGCCCCCGCCUCCUGCCUCCCACCCCCCUACAGGCCUCCACCAGGUGGCCCCCCAACCCCCAUUUGCUCAGCAUCCCUUUGUCCCUGGAGGCCCUCCUCCCAUCACCCCUCCGACCUGCCCCUCCACCUCUACCCCACCGGCGGGACCUGGCACCUCGGCCCAGCCACCCUGCUCUGGUGCGGUGGCUUCAGGAGGCAGCAUAGCGGGGGGGUCGUCCUGCCCAGUCCCCACCGUCCAGAUCAAGGAGGAGGCUCUGGACGACGCUGAGGAGCCUGAGAGCCCCCCUCCGCCACCAAGGAGCCCAUCCCCUGAGCCCACUGUGGUGGACACCCCCAGUCACGCCAGCCAGUCAGCUAGGUUCUACAAACACCUGGACCGGGGCUACAACUCGUGUGCCCGGACAGACCUGUACUUCAUGCCUCUGGCCGGGUCCAAGCUGGCCAAGAAGAGGGAGGAGGCCAUUGAGAAGGCCAAACGCGAGGCUGAGCAGAAAGCCCGAGAGGAGCGAGAGCGGGAGAAGGAAAAGGAGAAGGAGCGGGAGCGGGAGCGAGAGCGGGAGCGCGAGGCAGAGCGGGCGGCUAAGGCGUCCAGCUCAGCGCAUGAAGGUCGCCUCAGUGACCCCCAGCUCAGUGGUCCUGGCCACAUGCGGCCAUCCUUCGAGCCACCACCAACCACCAUUGCUGCCGUGCCCCCCUACAUCGGGCCCGACACACCUGCACUUCGGACUCUGAGCGAGUACGCCCGGCCCCACGUCAUGUCGCCCACCAACCGCAACCACCCCUUCUACAUGCCCCUUAACCCCACGGACCCCCUGCUGGCCUACCACAUGCCUGGCCUCUACAACGUCGACCCCACCAUCCGCGAGCGGGAGCUCCGGGAGCGGGAGAUCCGAGAGCGGGAGAUCCGGGAGCGGGAGCUGCGGGAGAGGAUGAAGCCGGGCUUCGAGGUGAAGCCCCCAGAGCUGGACCCCCUGCACCCAGCCGCCAACCCCAUGGAGCACUUUGCCCGGCACAGCGCCCUCACCAUCCCCCCGACCGCCGGGCCCCACCCUUUUGCUUCUUUCCACCCGGGCCUGAACCCCUUGGAGAGGGAGAGACUGGCCCUGGCGGGCCCCCAGCUGCGGCCCGAGAUGAGCUACCCUGACAGACUGGCAGCCGAGCGUAUCCACGCAGAGCGCAUGGCAUCGCUGACCAGCGACCCCCUGGCCCGACUGCAGAUGUUCAACGUGACUCCACACCAUCACCAGCACUCUCACAUUCACUCCCACCUCCACCUCCACCAGCAGGACCCCCUCCACCAAGAUCUUAGAAGAGCUCAGCAUCCACUACCAUCACGGUUUUGCUGUAUCACAGUCUCUCCUCGGCCCCGCAGCUCUCCAGAACUGCAAGGCCUCAGACAGCUGCAGCACACGGGUUCAGCAGGCCCCGUUCACCCGCUGGUCGACCCACUGACUGCCGGCCCCCACCUGGCUCGCUUCCCCUACCCGCCUGGCACUCUCCCCAACCCUCUGCUUGGACAGCCCCCCCACGAGCACGAGAUGCUUCGCCAUCCAGUUUUCGGCACCCCGUACCCCCGAGACCUGCCUGGGGCCAUCCCACCCCCGAUGUCAGCAGCCCACCAGCUGCAGGCCAUGCACGCCCAGUCGGCUGAGCUGCAGAGACUGGCCAUGGAGCAGCAGUGGCUGCAUGGACACCCCCACAUGCAUGGUGGCCACCUACCAAGUCAGGAAGAUUAUUACAGUCGACUGAAGAAAGAAGGUGACAAGCAGUUAUAAGUUAUUUAUUUGUUAACGCUGGCUGUGGAAACCCCAGUUCUUGGGGGGAGAAACAGGACUUUUUACAUACAAUAGGAGCUGCAAAAGCAAAAAGAAUAUCUUCUAAAGAUUUCUUUAUAUAUUUAAAAACCCGCAACUAAAAAUGUAUCCACAUAAUAGUGUUCGUUUGUCGAGAGGAUUUCCUGAGACUGUUUUGGAUCUCCCUGCAUGACAGUCCCCCAGAAACUUAGUGAGUCCUGGACUGGACUGAACAUCCAGAAAGCUUCCCUACAAUCUUGGGGUUUGGCUUUGGUUUUCUUUUCCUUGAUUUCUCAGUAGGUGCUAGAAUCCAGUUCACACCCUUCACUGUGCGUGCAGACACACUGACACACUCCGCCACGAGUGCACCAGAGCCCACGAGGCUUGCAGAUCGGGGGCAUAGGAAUUUGGAAUCCAAGAGCUAUAAUUUUUAAAAAAAUCUUUUAUUUUAAUACAUUGUAGGAGAUCUUCAUAAUUUGAGAAAGUUCUGCAGCAUGGCUUUUUACGUCUGUAAAUAAAUAAUUUUAGAACAGCCUUUUUUUUCUUCCAUAAACUACUAUUGUGAUCUAUUUUUUCCAGCCAUGUCACUAAUUGUGAAUUCCUACCAACUAUUGACAAUACAGAGUUGAUUUUUUAAUAAAAAGUUAUAUAUAAUUAUCCCUUUAAUUAAAGGGAGCAAAGGGGCGUUCCACAUGGACAGAGGCUUGGACCGAGGCCUGGUCACAGCAGUGAGCAUCCAGGGUUUGCAGGGACGAUGUUACAGACUCUGUUUUCUGCCUUGCGCUUCACUUGUGUCUGCUCCUAGCCUGUGCUCUGCCAGCAGUGCAGACAUCUGCUCCAUCAGACCUCUUCCAUUUCGCACAGGGAGUGCAGGAGGUGAAUGUUCACUUUCUGUUCUCCAGUGUCACUGUUCUGUUUCCACAGGAUGGAAAGCGCAUGGGCCUGUGUCCAUUGUAGAUUUCCUUCUAGAUUUCUAUGUACACACACUUGAUUGUUCUGGAUGAAUGUCUUUUUUAAUACUCCGAAAAUUUCAUCAUCUAAGAAAAUGAUUGCAUACAAAUAACUCAGCACACGAGUGACCCAGGACAUAUGCCUGCCAAAGGUAUCUGUUAGAAGGCUGCCCUCUCAUGCGCUUUGUCACUUGGAUCUUGUGGUGAGGACGGCCCCGUCUUUCUUGCCACAGAUUGAGGCCACUUUUGAGCAAGGGAGAUCUUGGAGUUAAGACAGGUUGAGGGCAGCCUGUAUUUUACCCUAGGGGCGGGUCUGUAUGGUGACCCCACGUCGCACUGGUAAACCAUUUGAGUCCCACUGUUCAUCCUGGAAGUGGGAACUGGAGUCCCACCCACAGUGCAGUCAGAAAGCAGGCUGCGUGGGGGCCGCUUCUCAGGAGGCCAGGCCCUUCUGAGCAGAACCGUCCUGGAGAGAGCCUGCCCUCCUUUCCAGGCCGCAGCCGUAAUGCACUUUCUCCCAGGCUAAGGGCGGGUGUUCUGGGGUGUCUGUCCUCUGUCGGCCCUGCUUCCUGCCAGGACGUGGCCUGUUCCGAUCCUUUUCUCUCAGACACUUGAUGGCUCUUCUGCCAUUGUGCUGGUCCCAUCCCGAGAAUUGUAGGACAAAGAGACCACACUGGGUCGGUGGACACAAAGUCCACCCAGGACCCAGGCUGCAGAGGGAGCAGGAAGAGAUGCUGAUAGUUUGAUCUAGAAACCAGCAGGUACUGGCUCAAAUUCAGGUUCUGGAGUCAAAUAGGGGCAUUUCCAGUUUCUCUUAAAAACCGUGUUUGGUUUCAGUUGGGAUAGGAUUGUUUUGUCUGUUGAAAAUGUUUCUAGUUUUUUUUUCUUUCAUUUUUCUCUCAUUCCAUUUCUGCCUUAACUUUAGUUUCUUAACGGGGAGGCAAAGCUCACAUUAACCUUUUGUCAUGGGACUUCAGCCACAUUGGCUUGGAGGCAUUCGUUUCCUCCUGGGGUGGGGACAGGCCCUCGUGGCAGGCUUGUUCCCCGUGGCUCUGAGUGAGGCCUCUUCCUGCUGGGCUCCCAGACGCCUGGAUCCAGGCCCCCACCUUCUCGGCUUUUGGUUUUUCUUUCUUUUUGGUAGAACACAACAUCUACCAUUCAGUUAAACCUUCUUUAUCUCCUCCUCUGGCAUCCAUUUUUCCAAAGAAGAGUCGAGUCCUCUGAGGUCUGUGCUUGAAAGCCGUCCGAAGGCAUUCUCGUUAGCUUUGCUUUUCUGCCCGUAUCCCAAGGCGAAGCACUGAGGUUCUUCCAUCUAAAAAACCCUCGACCCAAAACCCUCACCAGAUAAACUACAGUUUGUUUAGGAGGCCCUGACCUUCACGGUGUCUUUGAAGCCCAACCACUUGGUUUCCUUCGGGUUUUCCUCCCUUUGUUCGGGGUUUGGUUUGGCUCCUCUGUGUGUGUCCGUAUCUUGUUCUGUGUCCUCGAGGUUGAGCUUCACUCCACUGCAGCAGAGGCAGCGUGCACACUCGGAUUUGCUACGUUUCUAUAUAUCUUGAAGCUAAAUGUAUAUAUGAGUAGUUUGCCAUGAGAUAACACAGUGUAAACAGUAGACACCCAGAAAUCGUGACUUCUGUGUUCUCUCCAUUUGAGUAUUUUGUAAUUUUUUUGAAAUAUUUGUGGACAUAAAUAAAACCAAGCUACACUACAA
Messenger RNA from Pongo pygmaeus (Bornean orangutan), 8387 nucleotides. RefSeq names its product arginine-glutamic acid dipeptide repeats (gene RERE). Gene Ontology annotation, cellular component: nucleus. The coding region runs from base 897 to 5708 and encodes 1603 amino acids. Gene Ontology annotation, biological process: regulation of DNA-templated transcription. The record is from RefSeq and is a predicted model, not a curated record. The transcript has 25 exons. NCBI's taxonomy places the organism in Eukaryota, Metazoa, Chordata, Mammalia, Primates, Hominidae. Gene Ontology annotation, molecular function: transcription corepressor activity; sequence-specific DNA binding; chromatin binding.